CCCCGCCCCAGAGACUCCGCCCCUCCGGCCCCGCCCCUCCCGCGCGCCGGGCGGACCCGCUGCCCCCGCGGCCGCUCGCCCGUUCCUGGGCUGGCCCGGGCGGGCCGGGCCGGACCCGCUCCCGCCGCCUCCGGAACCGCCGCCCCGCGCAGCCGAUCAGCUGUGAUGCUUCAAGCGCUGCACCCAGAAGUGGACUCCGCUACCAAAGUCAUCGUUUCCAGCUAGAUGCACCCAAACCGACCCGCUGCCAUGGAAACGGGCUGCGCGGAGGAGCCCGCCCGGAGUGGGUCGCAGUCGCUGGUCUGCGGGCAGCGGGAAGGACGGGAGCAGCGGCGGGAGGAGAGCGGGGACCGGCUGCCCGAGCGGGGCGAUGCCUCCGUGGUGGCUGCGGAGCCGCAGCAGCCUCAGCCGCCCCCCGGCAAGCUGAAGAAAACGGCUUUCAAACUGUUUGGAGGGAAGAGGAGCAUCUGCACGCUGCCCAGUUUCUUUGGAGGCAGAAGCAAAGGCCAGGGGAAAGUGGCCUCGAAAAAGGGCCUCAGCAAAUGUCAGACCCACGACGGGCUCAGCGGUGCUGCCUGCGACGGGGCGCAGCCGGAGAGCCCUUCGGAGGGGAGCGGGGACUCGCGUCCCUGCCCUUUGCCAAGCUCCCAAAGCGCUCACCUGGCCCUCGACACCAGCGCCAGGGUUGAUCUUGGCCCUUGGGACAGCUCUCCAGGCGGGAGCGCCGAGGGCUGCGAGAAAAAGCCCAACGGGGACAAGUCCUCCUUUGCCAGACCCAAGAAAGGCCUGAAAGGGUUUUUGAACAGCAUCCGGCGUCACCGGAAGAGCAAGGUUGCCGAGUGUGAGAGAGCCGAGGCGCCCGAGUGGAGCGGGGGUUCGGAGGAGGCCGGCAAAGCUCCCGGUGCGGGAGGGGAGAGCCGAGGGGCCGCGCAGGGCCGGGCGCUGGGACCCGUCCCCCUUGCCGCGGCCGGCCCGGGGAGCUCGGGGGGCGAGCGCUCGGGGGGCAGCGCUGCCGGCUGUGCCGAGGCUGCCGAGCCCGGCUGUGUCCCGGCUGCUGGCGGCGGCUCUGAGGGCGACGCGGUGGCGACGCCGGGGAACGGGGACGUUCUGGUUACGAGAUCAGAGGCUGACGCCGGUGUGUGCGCAGAGUUUGACCGUGGUGAUGUGCUGCCGGCCUCUCACCCAGACUCCAUGGACAUCGACCCUCCCUGCCUGCACUCCGGGGACCUGCUGAGCCUCAUCUUGGGAGACGCCGCGUCCCUGAAGAGCUUCGACUCCCUGACGGGCUGUGGAGACGACAUCGCCGAGCCCGACAUCGCCGAGAGCAGCAUCUCUGUGGAGCGCAGCAGAGACGCUGCUCAACGCAGCUCCUGCCUGGUCACCUACCAGGGCGGCGGGGAGGAGAUGGCCGUGCCCGAGGAGGCGGAGGAGGAGUACCUGCAGCAGCUGUGGCCCCGCGGCGCAGCGGGGGACAGGAGCUACGGGGCCCAGGUGUCCAGCAGCAGUCUGGAGACGCAGGCCUCGCACGAGGCGCAGGCCCAGCCCUACGCGGGGGGCGCGAUGGACGGCGUUGAGCUCCUGACGCCGCAGAGCGAGCAGCAAGAGUCCGCCCCCAACAGCGACGAGGGUUAUUACGACUCCACCACGCCGGGGCUGGAGGACGAGGCUGGAGACGGGCUGGGGGAGAUGAAGAAGGAGCGUCUGCCCAGAGACAGUUACAGCGGGGAUGCCCUUUAUGAGUUUGACGCGCUGCUGAGUCCCUGUCACGGGGAGGAAUCCCUGUUUGAGGGCAAAGUCCCACAGCCGGGGCUCUUCAGCUACUUCUUGGACUUGUGCCUCCCUGCUGAGAAGAGCCUGAUGCAGCUGAUGGACCAGAAGCGAGGGCUGAUGGAGACGGAGGAAGAGCGGCUGGCGGCCAUUCAGAAAGAGCUGCUGUUCUGGGAGCUGCAGCGGGAACCGCUCUUGAAACGGCUGCAUGUUCCCGGCAAGGAGAAGUGUCCCCGGGAGCAGCAGCGCCUUGAAUGUAAAACUAGAGCUGCCGGCUCGGUUGGCAAGAAUCAGAGCGGCCUUGGUAGCGAGCAGGCGGCCUCGCACGCCCCAAGCAGGGCUGUGGCCGGCGGGGUUGCGGUGGCCAGAGCUGAAGAUCCCGAGUGGAGGGAUUUCCCAGGGACUCUGUGUCCAGAGAACUGUUACAACAGCCAAAAAGCCCAAGGAAGUUGCCUUACUCAGCUCCCAAAGAACAACCGGGGGUUUGAUUUGGACCCAGACUGUGGGUUGUUUGGGGGCUCGGUAGCCCCAGCCAACGCGGGGCUGUUCCCCGGCUACAGACUGGCAGAGCUGGAGCGCGGCGGUGGAGCGGGGGCCACCAGCCCCCAGCCCCCGCUGGGCAGCGAGCACGAGCCCGAGCACGCCGUGAGCUUCUCGCAGGCGCUGGUGCAGUUCAACAGCAGCGGGACCCUCUUCUCCAGCCUCUCGGAAAGCCUGGGGAGCUCCAGCUCCGGCUCUUCCUUCACCCAGAACCUGCCUGCCCUCCCCACCAUGGUCACCUUUGACGUGGUGGACGUGGAGCAGGAAGGAGAAGGGGAGUGCGAGCGGCAUCCCGAGAUGAACGCCGGCGAGGACAUCGCCGAGGACUUUGACGACGGCUACGGACAGCAAGAGUCGUUGGCCGAAUGUGACGAGAGAAUGUCCCCGGGGUACCCCCCGGGCUCCUUGCAGAGCUGCCCCUGGGGGGUCGCCAGCCUGCCCCGGCACCUGCGCCUGCACGGGCUGAGCCCCUCGCUGCCGGCACCGCUCUCCGUGGGCCGGAGGAGCCGCUCGCUGGACACGGAGAGCCUGGAGCUCGAGCUGGCCGACCCGCAGGUUGCCAAGGGCGGCCCUGGGCCGUGCGGGCUCUGGUGGAAGCCGGAGGGUGGCAAACAGGAGGCCGGCGGAUCCAGGAGGAGCAGGAGCCAGGAGGAGGGCGAGCCGGCGGCUCCCGAGGGCGGGCUGAGCUGGCCGGGCUGGCAGCAGCUCCAGCUCGACACCGACGCGGCGGCCGGGGAAAUGGAGCCCUGGGGUUUCGCUCCGGCCGCCGCGGGGGAAAGGGCCUGGGAGCCAUCGGAGCAGCCGGGCACCGCGUCCCUUCUUCUGUCCCCUUCCCGGAGCGUCGCUGGAGAGACUCCGGCCGCGCGGCCCCGAGAGCCGGAGCUGAGCCGGCACCGGCCCAGGCCCUGCACUUUGCCUCUGCAGGGCGACACGAGGCCGGCCCGGGAGGCGGCCGGUUCCUGCAGGUCCCACGGAGAAGUCACCGCCAAAAAGCUGCCCCGCGUGUCAGCCCGGGGAGAGCCAGAGCCCGAGCUGCCCCCCAGCUUUGGCUUCGCUUUCUCCCCGGAGAAACGCGCCAAGUGCCGACCCGUGGGCAUCGCCCAGGGGAUGCCCCAGCACCCCAGCGGCAGCUCCGACGCCGGGAACAGCCCGGAGCGCUGCGGAGAGACCCUGAAAGGCAGAGCCGGCCCCGCGCUGCCCGCCGGCUGCUGGAGCGCGGCCCUGAGCGUCACCGAAGCCGAGUAGCCGCUCGGGGAUGGUGUGAGAAGGGCUGCAAAGGGCAGGGAGGGAGAACAUAGAGAUGAGGGAGCAGUUGGUGAGUGAGCUGAGUUUCGAGCUGGGCUGAUCAGGGUGAGCUCCUCCUGCAGCUCUGGUACGGGGUCUCGCUGCUGCGGGUGCUCUGGGGCUUUGGAGCCACCUCGGGAUCCGCACGUUAAUGCUGCGGCACUUUCUGGUUUUCAGCGCGAGUCGCAGCCUCUCAGACACCGAGGGCAGUAGCAGCCCCGGCGCGUUUGUGCUGCUGGAGUAAGCGCUGGGACCGGAGCCACGGCCAGCGCCGCAGGUUUGGGUUUGUUUCUGCAGGGCUGGGGCUGGGGGAGCGAGCUGGGGAAACCUUGGAGAGAAACUGGGGUGUUUUCUUCAUCUUCUCAGUGAAAAGUUUUUGUUCAGACUCACUUGCAGUGUCUCCGUCUCAGUCUCGGUGUGGCGGCUGGGAGGAAGGAUGCGGCUGUUUCCAGAGUGUGGAUGGGAGGCCACUCAGCCGAAAAGGGGAACUUUGCAGUAACACUCUUAUUUAUUACUUUUUCCCAAAACAGGAGCUGUUGUGUGCGUGCCGGUAGCGUUUUCCAGGUCUCGUGUCAGUUUGCUCACAGAUACCGCACUCGCAGAGCUGUGCUGUCGAUGGUCCCGUUAGGAACCAGGUGUCGGUCCGUUCUUUGCCCGCUCUGCCCCCACGGAGCACGAUUCCCGCUGGGCCCUGUCCCGUGCUGGUCCCGCGCUCCUCGCCUCUGCCGGGCCGUGGGCACGCGGGCCAGCUCUUUGAAAUAAGCUAAAUGUGCAUCGUGCCUGGAGCCGCGAGGCCGCGGAUGCUGUUACUUUCACCAAAAGGAAGUUUUGUGGGUUGUUUUUUUAUUAUUGUUUUACUGUUGUUUUCUUUGCAUCAAUCAUCUGAGGAAAGUAUUCUGUUAAUUGGAAUACAGGAUGUAAUGCAGCCUAAAUUAGGCUUCACAACUUCUUCCUCCUGACGGGAGGGAACAAGAAAGCCGGAGGUUGCUGCAGGUUUUGGAUUUCUUUUUCCUCUUGGACUUGUCUGAGGAGCUCGUACGAGCCCCUGGAAACAUCUGUCUCAGGCUGUUGGUCCUCGAGACGUCUCCCGUGUCCUCCGGGAUCUCAGACACACUUGUCGCUAAACCAGACCUCCCUGUCUGUGACUUGCGAAGCUGCUUCCUCCUGUCCCAGCUCUGUAUUCUGAUUUUAAUUCAGUUACCGGUGAUGAUUUUGGUUUCCCUCCCACCCCCAAGUUGUGGACCCGGCUGUGGCUGGAACGGUCAGCAGCUCCCUGGCAUCGCCGGGUUUACAGGCACCAGGAGCUGCUCUGGGUUUGUUUGCUUCCCUCCCAGCAAACUGAGGUUCUGAUAUUUCUUUUUGAGAAGAGACUCCUCACAGCCCUCCCUUGUGUACCUGUGAAGGAGCAGGGAAAGGCAAAGCCGGGCUUUCCUUGCCGGUGCUUCCACUUACUUAUGUUUGGAGUUUGUUUUUAUUUCUUUCCCGGCCAGACUUGCUGCUGGACUCGACCCAUCUGAGUGUCCAUGGGCUUAGCCCGUAGUUCUUCAGUGUUUUCCCGCCGGUCCCGCUGCAGCGCUCACCGCAGGAACCGGCCGGCCGCGGUUUUUACCCCGUCCCUCUGUGCGACCGGAGCAGAUUUUGUGGGACAAACCGGCUCUCGAUGCUGCUCCAGCUCCGUGUCCCCACCUGGAGAGGAGAGCGUGGUCACCAGCCAAAGGUCCCCUGGCCUCUGGUGCUGGGUGCGGUCACCCCUCGUUAGCGCAGCCUGAGCGGCUGCUAACGAGCACUGAGCCUCAUUGGCACAGGCUCCCCCUGGCUCAGAGCCAGGACAGGGUCGGGUCUGGCACCGCACGUCUCACCGCCCUCACAACACAAACCCGCAGCGAACCCCGCUGGUGACAUCGGGGCCGCUGUCACACCGGCGGGCACUCACAGCAAUUGCUCGGACCGAGCAGCCCCGGGCUGGGUUUUAAUCGCUAUGUUGUUUUAGCGUGUCACCAAAGGCUCUCGCAGGUUAAGGGGUUUGCGCAGCGUUUUGUUCAGACGUGGUGCAGCUUUGCAAAGUCUGGUGCGGAGUGAGAGCGUCUCGGUGCUAAAAUGAAUGUUCCGUUGCAAACGCGCGUCUCGAGGAUUAAUUCUCUUGGGUGUAGGUACGUCAUGGAAGGGCUUAGUGAAAACGGCUUCUAGACUUGAAUGUGUGAAAGCAAUACAGCCAAGACUUGGUAAUCUGACUUUAGACCAAAGGCUCCUCCUCUUAAACUGAUGUGAACUAAAUGAAGCAAAGAUCUGUUGGGUUAAGAUGAGUUUUCUAAAAGCACUUUUGGAGUCCAUUUGCUGGAUUAUUGGCGCAUUCGGCCCCAUUAACCCAAAGACAUCAGACUUUUCAGCGCUCACCCAGCCUGUAAAUUCUCACUGCCGUAGAGCGAUUGGAUUUCGCCGCCUGACGUGCUGCUCUUCCUACAACACCCGACUGCCCCGGGAUAAACAGGAGCAGAUCCUCCGCUCUUGAUCCGGAUCGGGCUGUGGGUCCAAUCCUGCCUUACCGAGGAGCUCAGGCUGGAGAGGGGUCGUUGAGGCUUCCUAUGAAAAAGGGUUUCUGAACCAGAAGUAGGUCCCAGGAGCGGGAACAGCGGGUCGUCUUGCCAAGAUAUUGAGGAAAAGCUCCCCUCGAGGAGCUCUCCGGAACACGUCCCUUCCAGGGAAGCUCUUGCCUGAGAGGGAUGAAUUGUGGCUGCUAAACUGCGCUUAAACCACUGACAUUCGGGUCAGUCUACCAAGUAAUUCUGUAUUGCAUUUUGGGGCCUCGGGGGUUUUAUUUGUUUGUUUUUAUACACAUAAGAAAAUGGUGGAUUUUAUCUAUUUUUGUAUAGUUUUGCAUUUUAUAUUCACGGGGAAACGUUACGGACUUUUGUUUUACUGGUGUGCGUUGUCUUUUCAAGCGCCGUGGUUCCCGUUCCGAUGGAGAAAAGGCCGUUACCGUGCUGCUGCCGCUGCCCGUGCGACGCGAGGGAACCUCCGGCUGCUCUGUGCCGGCACCUCCUGCUCCGGCGGCCCCGGCAGCGCCGGCAGCGGCAGCCGGCCCGGCACACGCUGCGCAGACACGGCCGAGCGCCCGCGGUUCCUCCCCCUGUCACUUUGUGUCUUUUUUCUGAGUUUUGUUUUUAAUCUGAGUUUGUGGAGUUCGGUGAUUUCUCCCUGAAGGAAUUGUGACCAUCUUUAAACUAGAAAACCACAGAUGUCAGUUGGGGCUGUAAUCAUUUUAUCCCAGUUGAGGCUUUUCCUCAGUCCGGGCAGGAGCCGCUGUUGGUGGGUGCGUGGCGAUGCUGGCGACGCCGGGGAUGAAUGUUCUGUCCCCGCGGUGCUCCCUGGCCGGGCUGGCACUCGGCUCUCACCGUGGCACGGGCAGCGUCGCCUGCUCCGGUCUGAGAGCGGCUCUUUAAAUACCGCGGGCUCUGCACAGGCUCAGCGGGGCUUCCACCUUCUGCUGUGUCCUGCGCUGGGCGGGGGCCGGGGCAGCUCCUGCGCCGCCGGCAUCGCCAGCACCGGUGCCGCGUCCUCCCGCGGUGCCGCCGCCUCGAGCCUGGGGGUCAGAAAGGCAGGGGGAGCUCUGGAGAGCUGAGACCCAGCCCAGCUAACGGGCUCUUCUCGCUCUGGUUUGGACGUGGGCAGACAAUGCGCUGCUGUGUUUGCUCGGCUCUGCAGGACUUGUGGCCCCGCGGAGUUUGUCACCCUGCGCGGGGUGUGAGGGCUGGAAUAACUUCUCUGCACAAACCGCGGGGCUGAAUGGAGCAGACGAGAACAAUGUCAAACAGUGACGUGCAGGAAGAAAAUUAAAUGCUGAAAAGCUAAAAUAUUACAGCCAAAAGCAGAUAUUUUUCACUCUUCUUUGCCCCCCUGCCAAUGCCACAGAGAUGGCAAUGGCUGCUGAGACAUUUGGCUCUCGGUAGUUUGGGUUAUUUUUGUCUUCUAAUUAAUUAGCCUUCACCUAAAGGUGCUUUUGAAUUUUUCCUGAGUGACUUUGCCCCUGUUCCCAGCACAGGGACCGGACGGGCAGGUCACAGGACAAACAUUCCUGGGUUGCUCGGCCCAGUGCCACACGCCCCAUUCCCUCUGCCCUGGGUUGUGCGGCUCCCUCCUCUCCAGCCGGGCCCACCUGCUCUUCUCGCCGCAUCGAGUCACCCCGGAAGCGGCACUUGGGUGAAGUGAUGAAUGGAAACCCAGGAAAGCCUCUCGGUUCUACAGAAAACCUCUGAGGGGCCGUGUCCAGGGGGCCGCGCUCCCUGGGCCGUGCGCUGCGGCGGCUGCUCCGCGGGGCCGGGAGCGGAGGCGGCUCCUCCCGGGACCAACCUGGCUGAGUUUGGGGUUUUUCCCGAUUUCUUUCUGCUCUCACUGCUACUCGUCCUUUCAGCUUUUUAAUGUAUUGAUUGUGUUUUACAAUGAAUGUUCCUUUCACUGAAUUGUGAUGAAUAAACUUCAGAUUUUUGGACAACA
Messenger RNA from Columba livia (rock pigeon), 8082 nucleotides. Its product is annotated as APC membrane recruitment protein 1. Gene Ontology annotation, biological process: regulation of canonical Wnt signaling pathway. The coding region runs from base 226 to 3552 and encodes 1108 amino acids. Lineage: Eukaryota; Metazoa; Chordata; Aves; Columbiformes; Columbidae. Gene Ontology annotation, molecular function: beta-catenin binding; phosphatidylinositol-4,5-bisphosphate binding. The record is from RefSeq and is a predicted model, not a curated record. The transcript is spliced from 2 exons. Gene Ontology annotation, cellular component: plasma membrane.